Messenger RNA from Puntigrus tetrazona (Sumatra barb), 809 nucleotides. It is a transcript of the gene mipb, whose product is annotated as major intrinsic protein of lens fiber b. The transcript is spliced from 4 exons. Gene Ontology annotation, biological process: transmembrane transport. Gene Ontology annotation, molecular function: channel activity. The coding region runs from base 15 to 809 and encodes 264 amino acids. Lineage: Eukaryota; Metazoa; Chordata; Actinopteri; Cypriniformes; Cyprinidae. Gene Ontology annotation, cellular component: plasma membrane. The record is from RefSeq and is a predicted model, not a curated record.
GGAUCUCGUGAAGCAUGAUGUGGGAGUUCCGCUCUAUGAUGUUCUGGCGGGCGGUGUUCGCCGAGUUCUUCGGCACCAUGUUCUUCGUCUUCUUCGGGAUGGGCGCAGCGCUGCGCUGGACCUCGGGGCCGUACCACGUCUUCCACACCGCCCUCUGCUUCGGUUUCGCGGCCGCCACGCUCAUCCAGUCCAUCGGCCACAUCAGCGGAGGACACAUCAACCCGGCCGUCACCUUCGCCUACUUAGUCGGCUCUCAGAUGUCCUUUUUCCGAGCUUUCUUCUACAUCUGCGCUCAGUGCAUGGGGGCCAUGGCAGGAGCCGCGGCCCUGUACGGAGUUACACCCAACAACAUGAGAGGCACACUGGCACUUAACACGCUGCAGCCCGGCAUGAGUCUCGGCAUGGCGACUACAGUGGAGGUGUUUCUUACCAUGCAGUUGGUGGUCUGCGUUUUCGCCGUCACAGACGAGAGACGAAACGGACGCUUGGGGUCAGCCGCUCUGUCUAUUGGCUUCUCUAUCACCAUGGGCCACCUGAUGGGGAUGUACUACACCGGAGCCGGCAUGAACCCGGCGAGAUCUUUCGCUCCUGCGGUUAUCAUGAGGAAUUUCAUCAACCACUGGGUGUACUGGGUGGGGCCUAUGAUUGGUGGCGCUAUGGGUGCCAUCCUGUACGAUUUCAUGCUGUUUCCCCGUAUGCGGGGCUUCUCCGAGCGGCUAGCCACUCUCAAGGGCAGCCGACCCCCGGGGGCCGAGAACCAGCAAGAGACAAUCGGGGAGACCAUCGAGCUGAAGACUCAGACCCUAUAA